Molecule: messenger RNA, 5850 nt
Organism: Erpetoichthys calabaricus (reedfish)
Lineage: Eukaryota; Metazoa; Chordata; Cladistia; Polypteriformes; Polypteridae
Gene: iqgap2
Product: IQ motif containing GTPase activating protein 2
Exons: 38
Coding region: 306-5291 (1661 amino acids)
Biological process (GO): regulation of actin cytoskeleton organization; regulation of GTPase activity
Cellular component (GO): cytoplasm
Molecular function (GO): actin filament binding; calmodulin binding; GTPase activator activity
Source: RefSeq, a predicted model, not a curated record
AACGGGCUGACAGAGGAAACGGGCAGGGGAGUGUGGAAAGUUAGUAAAGGUAUAGAGCAAGCUGUCGGGCGAGACAGUGGGAAGGGAAGGGAAAGGAAAGAAAAGAAAAGGACUGGGCUGACCGAAGCAGCGGCCAAAGCUGUCCACUGGGAUUACAAGCACGCGCCGAAGUGUGGCUGUGUUCAAACGAGAGGCGGAAUUUAUAAAUAUAUAUAUACCCACGCACAUCCAAAGCAGCGUCGAAGUCCAGCUGCUGUCAUUCAUUCGCGAGGAAGUUUGUCCUGCGCUGGAGGAGCUCAAACAGGAUGUACUACGAGGAGAGCUCCAGUUUGGUGCGACCGCGCUAUGGAUCAAUUGUGGAUGAUGAGCGGCUUUCUGCAGAGGAAAUGGAUGAAAGGAGAAGACAGAACAUUGCUUAUGAGUAUCUUUGUCAUCUAGAGGAAGCCAAAAGAUGGAUGGAAGCUUGCUUAAAUGAGGAGUUGCCUCCUACUACGGAACUAGAGGAAGGUUUGCGGAAUGGUGUUUUCCUUGGGAAACUUGCCAUGUUUUUUGCACCAAAAAUGGUUUUGGAGAAGAAGAUAUAUGAUAAAGACCAGACAAGAUACAAGAGGUCGGGACUACAUUUUCGACACACAGAUAACACUGUUCAGUGGCUGAGAGCAAUGGAGUCUAUUGGACUGCCUAAGAUUUUUUAUCCUGAGACAACAGAUGUAUAUGAUCGGAAAAAUAUACCUCGAGUCAUCUACUGCAUACAUGCACUAAGUUUAUAUCUUUACAAGUUGGGAAUUGCACCACAAAUUCAAGACUUAUUAGGAAAAGUAGAUUUUACAGAAGAAGAAAUUAGCAACAUGACAAAAGAGUUGGAAAAGUAUGGAAUACAGAUGCCAGCUUUCAGCAAGAUUGGGGGGAUCUUGGCCAAUGAAUUGUCAGUGGAUGAAGCUGCAUUACAUGCAGCAGUGAUUGUUAUCAACGAAGCAAUAGAUAAAGGAACCCCAGAUCAGACUCUUUCUGCUUUGAAAAACCCAAAUGCUCUGCUGAAAAACAUACAAGAUAACCUGGCUCAAGAAUAUCAGUCUGAGCUCAGCCAAACCAAAAAUUCAAAAGUACAGAAUAGCAAGUCUAAGAAUUUUACAGUUUCUUCAGAUGAGAGAGAUGUAUAUGAAGAACUUCUUACACAGUCAGAAAUUCAAACUACACUAAACUCUGUCAAUAUGUUCAUAGCAGUGGAGUUUGUGAAUAAUGCUGUCAAUAGACAUGAUGAAGCUGCCCUUAUUGAAGGCCUAAAGAUUCCUGCACUGGACCUUAUGGAGAUACAGGAUUGUAACUCUGCAUGGUACUUGGAACAAUUUUCCUCAUACAAAGAUUUGAAACAGCAGGAUGCAAACGCUUCUCAUCACCUUGAUAAGGAUGAGAUGCAGAAAAUUAUUACCACUUGCAAUGACAUUGUGGAAGCACAUAAACGUAAAUUAGAAGCUGUCACAAGAAUAAAUGUAGCAAUUCAUAAUGGAGAUGCUUCUCAAACAGUAACAGAGCUGAUGAAUCCCGAUGCCCAGCUACCUGUCAUUUAUGAGUCUGUAGCUGACUUGUAUCAAUCAGAACUUUUCAAUCUGCAGAAACAGAGCCCAGAGGAGGAGCUUGCACAUGAAGAGCUAACUGUAGCUGUUGAAAUGCUCUCAGCAGUAGCUGUUCUUAAUCAGAUUUUAGACAAUAAGGAUUCUCGCAGGGCUAUGGAACAAUUGAGCGAACCAUCUAUGGGAUUCAAUAAUGUUGAUGAAGACCAUCUCCAGAGAUAUGCUGAUCUACUGAUUUUACUGAAGACUGAAGCAGCUUUUCAGGGACAAGACUUUCUGACUUGGAAUGAUGUGCAAAAAUGCAUUGAUGAUGUUAACAAUCGGGUCCAGGAAGAACAGGAAAGAAUAAUAGCAAUUGGUCUCAUCAAUGAUGCUCUUAGUGAAAAUGACCCUAAGAAGACUUUGGAAGCAUUACUUCUACCUACGGCCAAAUUACAGGGAGUGAAACCAACCACAGCCAGGCACUACCAGUCUCUACUGCAACAAACUAAAGUUAGAAAAUGCAAGGAACUUGGGGAUGAAACAGCUGUGCUUUGGUUAGAUGAAAUACAAGAUGGAAUUUAUUUAGCUAACAAGAAUGAGAAUCAAGCCUUGAAAUUGGCUGCUGCAAUAGCAAGAAUAAAUGUUAUCAUUGACACACAAGACUCCCAUGAAACACUCAAUGCAUUACAGGACUCUGAUGCAAGACUGAGGGGGGUUGUUGUGGAAUGUGCUGAUGUAUAUUUCAAACACCUUUCAGAAAAAAAAAGAGACAAGUCCAGAGAAGGAUUACAUCAAAGCAAAUGGGUGAAACACAAAAUUAAUGAUAAAUUCUUUUAUUAUUAUAAUUUGGAAAAUGGUAAUGGAACUUGGGACAUGCCAGAGGGUGUUAUACUAGAUGAAUCUCAGCUAAACAAGGAAGAAAUACAGAAUAUCAUUGGAAGAAUAACAGCAGAUUACAAUCAAGAGCAACUUUGGCUGUCGCGUGAGAAUCUAAUUGUUCAGCUUCAAGCUCAUAGUCGUGGCUAUCUUACAAGAAAGCAUUACAGGGAAAGAUGUCAGUUCUUAAAGCAACAAGAGCCUUUUGCUGUCAGGCUGCAGGCUUCCUGGAAAGGUUAUAAACAGCGGAAAACCUAUACAGAGAGGCUUAAAUUACUGCAAGAUAACACAGCAGCUAUAGUUAAGAUUCAAGCGUGGCUGAAAAUGUGGAGAGCGAGAAGAAAAUAUCGUCAAAGGUUGCAGUAUUUUAAAGAGCAUGAAAAAGAAAUUAUCAAAAUGCAAGCCUUUUUAAGAGCAAAUAAAGCCCGUGUUGACUACAGAACAUUGACUGGAGCAGAGAAUCCACCUUUAAAUGUUGUGCGCAAGUUUGUUCACCUUUUAGACCAGAGUGAUUUGGAUUUUCAGGAAGAAUUGAAUGUCACAAGAUUACGGGAAGAGGUAGUCACUAAAAUAAGGUCCAAUCAGCAGCUAGAAAAGGAUCUCAACUUAAUGGACAUAAAAAUUGGCUUGCUGGUGAAAAACAGAAUCACUCUUCAAGAUGUAGUUUCACAUAGCAAGAAACUGAACAAGAAAAGUAAAGGUCAAAUGGAGGAGAUAGUUACUGGUGAUAAGCAGGGAAUAAAGGGUUUAAGCAAGGAAAAAAGGAAAAAGCUAGAAGCAUAUCAGCAUUUCUUUUACUUGCUUCAGACUAACCCCGCAUACUUGGCAAAACUAAUCUUCCAGAUGCCCCAGAAUAAGUCAACUAAAUUUAUGGACACAGUAGUUUUUACUUUGUACAAUUAUGCUUCAAACCAAAGAGAGGAAUAUCUUCUUCUAAAACUCUUCAAAACUGCGUUGGAAGAGGAAAUAAAAUCAAAAGUGGACCAAGUUCAAGAUAUUGUGACAGGAAACCCGACUGUUAUAAAAAUGGUGGUUAGUUUUAACCGUGGUGCUCGUGGACAAAAUGCAUUGAGGCAACUGCUGGCUCCAGUGGUAAAAGAGAUUAUUGAAGAUAAGUCUUUAAGCAUCAACACCAACCCAAUCGAUGUGUAUAAGGCAUGGGUGAAUCAAUUGGAAACAACUACAGGUGAAGCAAGUAAAUUGCCUUAUGAUGUGACAACUGAGCAAGCUUUAUCCUAUGAAGAGGUACGGACCAAAUUAGAAGCAUCAAAUCGGAACUUGCGUGGAGCCACAGAUAAAGUUUUAAAUUCCAUCAUUUCAUCAUUGGAUAACAUUCCUUAUGGCAUGAGGUACAUUGCCAAAGUUCUGCAAAAUUCUCUGCACGAAAAAUUCCCAGAUUCCACAGAGGAUGAGCUUUUGAAGAUUGUUGGAAACUUGCUGUACUAUCGUUACAUGAACCCUGCCAUUGUGGCACCUGAUGGCUUUGAUAUCAUUGACAUGAGUGCUGGAGGACAACUGCAUUCAGAUCAAAGGAGAAACUUGGGCUCUGUGGCGAAAGUCCUACAGCAUGCUGCUUCUAACAAGUUGUUUGAAGGAGAAAACGCACACAUGACAUCUAUGAACAGCUACAUAUGCCAAACCUAUCAGAAGUUCAGAAACUUUUUCCAGCUAGCUUGUGAUGUACCUGAACCUGAAGAGAAAUUCAAUGUUGAUGAAUAUUCUGAUAUGGUAACCCUAAGCAAACCUGUCAUUUAUAUUUCCAUUGAAGAAAUAAUCAAUACACAUUCGUUGGUAUUGGAGCACCAAGAUGCAAUUUCUCCUGAUCAUAAUGAUGUUCUUCAUGAAAUCUUGCAAGGGCUGGGGGAUGUUCCUGAUGUUGAAUCCUUACUAGGAGAAGGAGCCAUUGAUCCAAAUGAUCCCAACAAGGACACCACAUUAAACCAGCUUGCUAAAACAGAAAUCUCUCUCACUCUUACCAGUAAGUUCGAGUUGCAUGAUGGUGAUGACCAAAACAUGAAGAGUCUUAUGAUCAAAACCAAGAGGCUAGUUGUGGAUGUUAUUCGAGCUCAACCUGGGGAAACACUGAUUGAGAUCCUGGAAACUCCAGCCUCAAAAUUACAGGAAGCUGAGCAUUCAAUGGUACUUGAAAAACGUGCCAUUCUUGAUGCUAAAACUCCUGAUAAGAUGAAAUGUAGUCAGUCCGUUCUUGAUGAUGGACAGCUGCCAUUAGAACAGAAGAAAAGAAAGAUUCUGAGAAAUCUGAGGACAUUAGAGCAGGCUGGCCUGGUAUCUUCUACAAAUAAAUAUCAGGAAAUAAUAAAUGAUAUUUCAAAGGACAUACGUAAUCAAAGGAGGUAUCGGCAAAGAAGAAAAGCUGAAUGUGUGAAACUUCAACAGACACUAAGUGCUCUUAACUCGAAGAUGGAAUUUUAUGAAGAACAAAUUAAUUAUUAUGAUACAUACAUCAAAACCUGCCUUGAUAAUCUUAAUAGAAAAAAUUCCAGGAGGUCAAUAAGGGUUGAUGGAAAAGGGGAAGACAAGGGAAAUAAAAAAACUAAGCAGACAUCGUUGAAGUACACAGGUGCAAGACUUCAUGAAAAAGGAGUUAUUUUGGAAAUUGAAGGUCUACAAGCCAGCCAAUUUAAGAAUGUAAUGUUUGAAAUUUCACCAAGCCAGGAAGUUGGAAAUUAUGAAGUGAAAGCAAAAUUCAUGGGAGUUGAGAUGGAGAAAGUUCAGGUGCACUUCCAGGACCUUCUUCAGCUCCAAUAUGAGGGAGUAGCUGUGAUGAAGAUGUUUGACAAAGCCAAAGUGAAUGUCAACUUGUUAAUUUUUCUUAUUAACAAAAAAUUCCAUGGGAAAUAAUUUAAAAGACUUGUAGAAGGAAACUAAAUGUUCAAAGUUUACAUUUGAAAAAAUACUUGUAUGAUUUUUAAUUUUUUUAUAUUUCAGUUUAAUUUAGCAAUGUAUAAAUACUGAUUAGAAGAUGAAAAAUUAUAAACAUAAGUGCCUUUGAAUCUUCUAUAUUGUCUAAGAAAAAAUAUUUAUAUGAACUGUUUACUAUUAAUUAAAAUAAUUGUUAUAUAAAAGUUGAUUUAUUUGUGAAAAAGAACAGCAUAAAUUCUUUUCAAACCCUAGUAAAGUCAUGAGAAACUUUUUUAAGUAAUUAUUAGCCUAUAAUAAAAAAAAUCGGCAUUAUCCUUCAUUAUUGUUGCUUUUGGGUGUUUUUGUACACGGGCUGAUUUGUAAAAAAAAAAUAUUUGAAAACAAUUCAGUUUUUGUAGAGAAAUUGUCAUUUUCCUUUAUUUUGUAAAAAGAUUUAGUCAACCAUUUCUUACUUUAAAAUUUAUUUCUGCUUGUUUGUCAAUGUAAGAAUAAUUUUGUUCUGUUGUAAAUUUUGAAAUAUAUCUGUUGUUCUAUUUAA